Messenger RNA from Anopheles merus, 1140 nucleotides. RefSeq names its product coiled-coil domain-containing protein 137. The transcript has 3 exons. The record is from RefSeq and is a predicted model, not a curated record. NCBI's taxonomy places the organism in Eukaryota, Metazoa, Arthropoda, Insecta, Diptera, Culicidae. The coding region runs from base 177 to 1094 and encodes 305 amino acids.
CAAAGAUGGCAGUCCUCGCUCGCAUGCGGUGCAAUGUUGUUGAUAAACUGCUUUCCCGAGAAGAGCCAACAAGUGGACUCGUUUGCUUGAUAAAACUGUUCCAAACAGUCAUAAACUCAAUUUGAACCCAAUUACUUCGAUUCGUACAGACAAAAUUCCAAUAUAUCUGCUGCAGAAUGGGACGAUUUGGGCCAACGCAUCGUAAAAUCCCAGUUCCAAAGCGGCAUGGUGUUCGUGAUCCGCUGAAACGGCUCGCCGAGAAGGAAGCUUCCAUGAAAGAUAAGAUAAACAAUCCACCGAAGGAACACGAUGUGCAAGAAGUGUCGAACCGUUUCAAGCGAUUCAUGGCCAUGGCCAAUGAAGCCAGCCAGCCAAAUCAAAAGACCAGCCGUUCAAAGCAAAAGUCAAAACUACGCAUAGGCAGCACGGUAAUCGAAAAGCGUCCCCGGGAAUCGGAGGAGGCGUUCCUGAACCGUGUCGGAAGGGUGCAGGAGGACCGCGAGGUAGAGGCCCGGAUUGGUACCAAAUUUGGCGUGGAGGUGGAGCACGAUGACAAAUCCGGAGCAAUUCGAGUAGUCAAACGGAAGGGCAUCGAGGUGGAUGGUAUGUUGCAAAAAAUAAGCGAUGAAAGCUCGGGCAAGACUGGGGCGAGGAAAAGUAAGGCGGCCGAUGCUGCCAAAACGCGCAAAGCGCAGUUAGCGGAACAGAAGGCACUGAAGAAGCAGAAAGCGCUAGAACGACGACGAGAGGAGGAAGAUCUGCUGCUGAAAGAGUUCCAGUACGAACGGGUGCCGUUCGGCGAGGUAGUAAAGGAACCGCCAUCACUGCACACACUACCCCGGCGAGCCACCAGGGAAGGUGCACCACGGCCUGGAAGCAAAAGUCUGCUGCUGAGCUCAUUGCUUGGACAAAAACAAGCAGAGGAAGAGGAGCCGGUGCUGAAGAAAUCGUCCAAAAAGAAGGAAAAAGAAACGAAAGUAGAUCUCAAAGGAAAGCGCAAGAAGCUACCGAUCGCGGCGAGAAUGAAGAUUGAACGGGAACAGCAAAAUGUCAUAGAAAUGUACCGGCAGUUGAAGAAGAAAGUGAAGCAAUAAAAUAGAGGUACGCCUGAAGCCGACGCUUUCCGACGGUUUUCCUAUG